Messenger RNA from Abrus precatorius (Indian licorice), 921 nucleotides. Its product is annotated as transcription factor MYB41-like. Lineage: Eukaryota; Viridiplantae; Streptophyta; Magnoliopsida; Fabales; Fabaceae. Bases 1 to 921 code for a protein of 306 amino acids. The transcript has 3 exons. The record is from RefSeq and is a predicted model, not a curated record.
AUGGGAAGGACACCUUGUUGUGACAAGAAGGGUUUGAAGAAAGGACCAUGGACAGCUGAAGAAGAUGAAAUUCUUGCUAGUUAUAUCAAGAAGAAUGGUGGCCAUGGAAGCUGGCGUUCUCUUCCCAGGAUGGCAGGUCUUCUUCGUUGUGGUAAGAGUUGCCGGCUUAGAUGGACGAACUAUCUCAGACCUGACAUUAAACGUGGUCCCUUUACUCCCGAGGAAGAGAAACUAGUCAUACAGCUUCAUGGCAUCCUAGGAAAUAGGUGGGCUGCAAUAGCCUCUCAGUUACCAGGAAGAACAGACAAUGAGAUAAAGAACUUAUGGAACACCCAUUUGAAGAAGCGUCUUAAAAGCAUGGGGCUUGACCCCAAAACUCAUGAACCAUUGGCCUCAUCAUCAUCAUACUCCUUUCACAAGGCACAUGCAUCAAUUUCCACACGUCACAUGGCUCAAUGGGAGAGUGCUAGGCUUGAAGCUGAGGCCAGACUCUCCAAUGAGUCAUCGAAGUUCAACAACACCAAUCAUAAUUCCUAUGGAGACACCAAAACCACUGAUUCUGACUACUUUCUCCGCAUUUGGAACUCUGAAGUUGGAGAAGCAUUUCGCAAUGUUCAUCACAAAAUAGACAACAAAAUCACUAGUUGUUGCAAUAGUCCUGCUUCUGCAGGAUCAUCUUCCAACAAGUGUAGUGAGUCUAUUACAACAAAUGCUGAAUUGGGUUCUAAUAUUCGAGGAAUAUCCUCUAACACGGGAACCGUUGUGAAACAAGAGUUGGAGUGGGGGAUUCAUGGGUCUGAUUCAUCAAGUUCUAAUGACUUGGAAGAUUCAUCAGACACUGCCUUGCAGCUAUUGUUAGAUUUUCCUAUAAACAAUGACAUGAGCUUCUUAGAAGAAAACUCCUUUGUUUGUCCACUUUAG